Molecule: messenger RNA, 973 nt
Organism: Syzygium oleosum
Lineage: Eukaryota; Viridiplantae; Streptophyta; Magnoliopsida; Myrtales; Myrtaceae
Exons: 2
Coding region: 356-895 (179 amino acids)
Biological process (GO): protein histidyl modification to diphthamide; tRNA wobble uridine modification
Cellular component (GO): cytosol; nucleus
Molecular function (GO): metal ion binding
Source: RefSeq, a predicted model, not a curated record
CGAUCUCUUGCCUCCGUUCUCCUCCUCCUCCUCCUCCUCUCUGGCGAGCGAGCGCUCACGAUCGCUCGCUCGCUCGUUCGCUCGCCUCUGGUUCUCCUUCUCCUUCUGCCGCUGCCCUCUCUCUAUCUUGCUCGCAAUCCUGGUCGCUCGCCUCCGGUGUCUCCCCUCUCGCUUCAGUUCCUUCCCGUCGUGCUCUCGCGAACACCACCAAGCCUCCAACAGAUCGCAGAGCUCUCUCUCGCUCUCUCCGUCCGACCAACUCCGGCGACCCGGCGCUCAACUCAACUCCUCUCUGACUUCGCGGAGCCCGCCGCCUCACACUGUAGCUAGCUUGAAGCCAGUUCUCCUUUGAACCAUGGUACUUGGCCAGCAUUCUGUGACAGAUACAUACUAUGAAAUUUUGCGUGUCAAAGAAAACGCGAGCUACGAAGAAAUUCGUGCAAGUUAUCGAUCUUCCGUACUCAAUUAUCAUCCGGAUAAAUUACAGACGACUUCCGAGAGGGGUUGUGCUGAUCAUAGCAUGGCAAAUAAAUUUCUGAUGAUUCAAAAAGCAUGGGAAGUCCUUGGUGAUGCCAAGUCGCGAAGACUUUAUGAUACUGAACUGCAGGCUUCAAGACAGGAUACCGGAACUGCAGAGGAUGUCAGCUUAGAGGAUAUGACGGUCGAAGAUUCUGGAGACAUCUUACAGCUCUGUUACCAAUGCCGGUGUGGGGAUUAUUUCAGUGUCGAUUCUCAGGAGUUGGAAGAAAUGGGUUGUCCAAUUUCAAGGGAUGGGAGCGGAAUGAUCGUACGGACAUCAGAUAACUUAUCGGCAUCGAUAGUUCUUCCCUGUGGCUCUUGUUCUCUGAGGAUUCGGCUUUUUAUUGAGCCGGACACAAUGGUUUCUGUAGGAUGAUCAGCUCUAACAUCUGAAGAGAUUUUGGUCCACCUAAUUCAUUCGAUUCGAUUGAAUGUUCACGUUUCGUUUUGCGCA